UACCCGGACCGGUUACCUUUUCAGUGUGGUAAAAGUGCCAGUCAUUCAAUAUUUCGAUACAGUGCUUCAUUCAUUAAUGCUGUAUUAGAUAAUUUGAAUAAAGAAUGGGUGCAGUACGUGUAAUUAACGACGAUGGCCAAUUUUACAGUGAAAUGGCCAGUGCGGGUACAAAAUUGGUGGUAGUAGAUUUCACAGCAACAUGGUGUGGUCCUUGCCAGAGAAUUGCACCAGUAUUUGAACAAUUGUCGGGUAAAUAUCCAAAUGCCAUAUUUCUUAAAGUUGAUGUGGAUAAAUGUGAAGAAACUGCUGCUGCGCAAGGUGUUAGUGCAAUGCCUACAUUUAUAUUCUAUCGUAACCAUACAAAAUUGGGCUUGUGUCAAGGAGAUGAUCCAGUUGGAUUAGAAUCGAAAAUUCAACAAUUUUAUGGCGUUGGGGAUUCAGAAGAAUCUGAGAGUCCAGUGUCUGGACAUAUGGAUUUAUCUACAUUCAUUACCAAGUCACAAUGUGAAUGUUUAAAUGAAUCUGAUGAACAUAAUUUCGUACAAUGUUUGACCUCAGAUGAUGGAUACCUUGAAAGUGACUGUGAUGAGCAAUUAAUAUUAUCUAUUGCAUUUUCACAAACAGUUAAAAUUCAUUCUUUGAAGAUUAAAGCUCCUAAGGAUAAAGGACCAAAAAAUAUUAAAUUAUAUAUCAACCAACCUAGAACAAUUGACUUUGAUAUGGCAGAUUCUAAUACAAGUAUUCAACAGCUAACAUUGUCAUCAAAGGACCUCGAAGAAGGCAAUGUAAUUCCAUUACGCUUUGUUAAGUUCCAAAAUGUGCAAAAUUUACAAAUCUUUGUAAAAGACAAUCAAAAUGGUAGUGAAACAACAAGAAUUGAUCACUUGAUUAUUAUUGGUUCACCAAUUUCAACUACAAACAUGGACGACUUCAAGAGAGUAAUUGGUAGGAUAGGGGAGAGUCAUUAACAGCCAUUUUUUUUAUACACAAUGAAUUCUAAAAGAAAAUGUAGUUUGAAACAUACUUUUCAGUCAUUUUUC
Molecule: messenger RNA, 1040 nt
Organism: Dufourea novaeangliae
Lineage: Eukaryota; Metazoa; Arthropoda; Insecta; Hymenoptera; Halictidae
Gene: Txl
Product: thioredoxin-like protein 1
Exons: 4
Coding region: 105-968 (287 amino acids)
Source: RefSeq, a predicted model, not a curated record